Penicillium coprophilum is the source of this 786-nucleotide messenger RNA. Its product is annotated as isocitrate lyase/PEP mutase family protein. The transcript has a single exon. The record is from RefSeq and is a predicted model, not a curated record. Bases 1 to 786 code for a protein of 261 amino acids. NCBI's taxonomy places the organism in Eukaryota, Fungi, Ascomycota, Eurotiomycetes, Eurotiales, Aspergillaceae. Gene Ontology annotation, molecular function: catalytic activity.
AUGCCAACCCAAAAUGACAUCGCCAAACACCUCCGCUCUCUUCACCAACCCGGCAACCCCCUAAUCCUGACAAACGUCCAUGAUGCCGCAACAGCCUCCAUAAUCGCCUCACUGCCAGCAGCACCCGCCAUCGCAACAGGGUCAUAUGCGAUCGCUGCAUCGAUCGGCGUAGACGAUAACGCCCUAACAAAAGCCCAACACCUGACCGCGAUAGCCGCCAUCGCCGCUUCCGCCCGCGCUAUCAACCCUACUAAACCACUGACCGUCGAUGUGCAGGAUGGGUACGGUGAUGUCUCUGAGCUGGCUGAUACCAUCGCCCAGGUUAUCGCGCUAGGCGCUGUGGGUUGUAAUAUUGAAGACAUGGACGCGAAUGGUGUGCUGCGGUCGGUAGAUGAGGCUGUGGCGCGGGUCGGGGCUGUGGUUCAGGCGGCAAAGGCUGCCGGGAUUCCUGAUUUUGUGGUCAAUGCUAGGACUGAUGUGUUGUUGACAAAGAAUGGGACUAUUGAAGAGGCUAUUAAGCGCGGGAGAGCAUUUUUGGAGGCCGGUGCUACUACGGUCUUUGUUUGGGGCGGGCCUAGUGGGGAGGGGGUUUCGAGUGUGGAAGUACAGAGGUUGGUUGAUGCCCUGGGAGGUAUGGUUAAUGUGAAGAUGAAUUUGAAAGAUGGGUUUUUGAGCGUGAAGGAAAUUCGGGCACUGGGGGUUGCGAGGGUCAGUGUUGGGCCAGAGUUGUGGAGGACUGCUAUGAAGGCGUUUACUGAACGGGCUACACAAGUGUUGGCUAUGUGA